AUGUUGGCUCGCACUGCCCUCUUGUCGCUGGCGCGCGCUGGGCGUGUGCCGGCACGUGACUUGCUCGGUGUGACGCCCGAGCUCUUGGUCCGGCGCGGCAUCAAGUACGCACCCAGCGACCCGGAAGUGGUACCGCUACCCUUUGAGAAUAGCGUGGUACAUUGGUCGGAAGAAGGUGCCUUGCAUGAUCCAACGGCACCCGUGACCGUCCUGGUACAUGGCUCGCCAGGCUCCUCCCGUGACUUUCGCUACCUGGCCCCGGCGCUGCAAGCGCACACCAAUGAUCAGCUUCGCAUCCUCCGCCUCAACAUGCCCGGUGAAGGCACCGCACCCAUUGAAGCAUGCCCCUCGCCCACGGCGCCAGCACUCGGCGCGUUUACAGCUCGUGCCAUUGACCAUUACAUCGAGACGCGUCAGCUGCAGCCCAGCAGCCUGACCCUUGUAGGCCACAGCAUGGGGGGACCCGUCUCCAUGUACGCGCUCUCCCUUCGAGCCAGCACCUGGCUGCAGCAGUUCCCCGUGAACCUGGCCCUGCUGGCUCCCGUCAGCUUUAGCAUUCACCGUGGCAUGCGCACCACUCGGCCUGCUCUGCGCCGUGCCAUCGCCAUGGCCGAGGCUGCCCCCCGCUGGAUUCGCGACCUCUUUUAUCGCUAUGCCCAGCAUGUGAUGCAUGUCAAGCUUAAAUUUCCUAAAGCUUCUCUCGGCAAUCUGGAAGAGCUGCGCCGCUCUCUCCUACGGGCCAAUGAGACGUGCUUUGACCAGCACACCCACGUGCUCCACCCCCAGCUUACCCAGACCUUGACCCACCGGCCCGCUGCCGCUGUUCACCCUUGCCGUGGCCGUUUGAUUUACACAAGCGAUGACCACUUGGUUGAGCCCGAGGUGUUUGAUGGGGCCUUUACCCUCCUCUCUCAAGUAGGCUUUGACGACUUUGGCCGCGAUGUCAUCGAGUCUGGUGGUCACAACCUUCAGAAAACCCAAGCAGACCUCAUUGGUCAGAGCCUGGCCCAGCAUUUGCUGCAGUCAGCCAAGCAAGUCUAA
Messenger RNA from Monosiga brevicollis MX1, 1041 nucleotides. RefSeq lists its product as uncharacterized. Lineage: Eukaryota; Choanoflagellata; Craspedida; Salpingoecidae. The transcript has a single exon. The record is from RefSeq and is a predicted model, not a curated record. Bases 1 to 1041 code for a protein of 346 amino acids.